Messenger RNA from Moneuplotes crassus, 2148 nucleotides. The record is from the annotation of a GenBank genome assembly. NCBI's taxonomy places the organism in Eukaryota, Ciliophora, Spirotrichea, Euplotida, Euplotidae.
AUUGUUGCGAUUUUUACAAUACAAUAAUAAAAAGUUAAAUGAGUCAUAAAUCUGAAGAAGAAAGUAGCCAGCAUAUGAAGAGCAAUAUCGACAGUAAGUCAAACUUUCUAUGUGUCUCUUCCUCAUGGAGGGAUUGCUCUUAGUUAUGGGAAUCUCUCUUAUCUUGCUGUUAUAGAUGAAUAUAGAGGUGAGUAGUACCAAGAAUAAAGAUAAUGGCAACCUAAUUUUUGGAUAAAUUUUUAAUCAUUUAUGUAGAAAGAGCAGUAGGAAGAAAAUCUUCAAAUUUCAAAGAUGCCCAUGGCACAAAGAUACAACUUACAUGGAAGGACAUUGUAGUCACUGCUCCUCCAAAGAAGGAGAUGUGUAAGAAACUUCCCGAAGAUGCAGAGGAGAAAGUUAUUUUAGAUUCUCUCAGUGGAACUGUAAAGCCUGGGGAGUUUCUAUCAAUCAUUGGAGCUUCAGGUGCAGGAAAGACAACGUUGUUGAACUACCUUGUUGGUAAGGACCCUAGUAAAAAUCUGAAGAAAUCUGGAGACAUUACCAUUAACGGUAUCGACAGAAAUAAGAUUAAUUAUUCUCACUAUAUUGGAUAUGUACAACAAGAUGACAUCCUUCUUCAGUCAAUGUCUGUCAAAGAAUGCCUGAUGUUCUCUGCAAGAAUGAAGCUACCGAAAGAUGCGAAUAAAGAAGAAAGAGUGCAGGAAGUGAUCGACAGCCUUAAGCUUAAUAAAUGAGCCGAUACUAAGAUUGGAGGUCCACUGAUCAAAGGUAUCUCUGGUGGUGAGAGAAAAAGAACUUCUAUUGGAGUUGAGCUUAUUACUAACCCAAACCUUGUUUUCUUGGAUGAGCCUACCACAGGACUUGAUUCAUUCACUGCUACAAAUGUGAUGGAAGUGCUUAAGGACCUGGCUUUAUCUGGAAGAACAGUUGUAAGCACUAUUCAUCAGCCAAAUUCUGAGAUCUUUGAUCUUUUUGAUCAAUUAAUGUUGAUGGCAAAUGGAAAGAUCCUUUAUCAUAAUGAUGCUAAACUAUCUGUCAGGUACUUCAAAAGCCUCGGAUAUGAGUGUCCUUCUCUAACUAAUCCAGCUGACUUCUUUAUGAACAUGAUGAGUAUUGAGGCCUAUCAAGAAGAAGAUGAUGAGGAUGAAGUUGUCUUACAGAAAACUAGGUCUAAAAUCCAAGAAGAUUAUAGUGAGAAAAUCAAUUUCUUAGCGAAUAAAUAUAACGAGAGUGAGCUUAGAUGAGACCCUGAUCAAGUUCAUCCUGAAGUAGGAGAGCUUAAAGACCAGAAAGUGAAUAGAAUUGGAAUUGUUAUGCAGUUUUUCCUCCUCUUCUGGAGAUCAUUUCUUAAUAUCCUCAGAGUUCCAGUGUCAAGCUAUGUCAGAGGGAUAGCUUAUUCAAUGCUAGCCAUUGUCUGUGUUAUCAUUUUUGGUCAAAUGGAGCAUGACUGAGCAUCUAUUCAGAACAGAUCUGGAGCCUUAUUCUUUGUAUCACUAAAUAUGAUUAUGAAUGCUGUGCAAGGUGUCAUUUUAACAUUCCCUGAUGAGAGAUCUGUAUUCCAGAGAGAACAAGGAAGUGAUACGUACAAAGCAACCCCAUAUUUCUUUGCUAAAGUGUUAAGUGAUAUUCCAAGCUUCAUAGUCUUUCCUGGCUUGUUCUCUAUCAUUACUUACUUUGGACUCCAACUGAAUGAUGACUCUGCAGGAAAGUUCUUUGUCUAUACAUCAAUUAAUAUCCUAAUCUCUGUUGCUACGACUGGUAACGGUAUGCUAAUUGGAUCUGCUAUCUCUGACAAGCAAUUAGCAGUUGCUCUCACACCUGUCUUCAUUAUACCAUUUAUGCUGUUCUCUGGCUUCUUUGUGAAUCAAGACAACAUCCCUGUAUUCCUCAAGCCUUUGGAGUACAUAUCAAUGUUCAAAUACGGUUAUCAAGCUCAUAUGCAUAACGAGUUCAAUAAUCUUUCUAUCAACUGCAGUGGAAGAGAUGCUUUAGCAGAGUUUGAUUUCCAAGAAAACCUCACUGAAUCAUUACUAGCAAUUGGAGGUCUUGGCCUGGCCUACUACACCAUGGCAUACUUUAUAAUCCUCCUCGUUGCAAAGAAGGCUAAAUAAUUCUGUUUAAUACCUUCUCUCUAACCUUAUUUCCCAA